AUGGCCUAUUGCCGAUAUAUCAAUAAAAUGCUGAAACAAGAUUCCGACUGUCGUCCAUAUCUGCCGUUAGACCCAUUCAAUGAUGAUUUAUAUAAGACCACAAAAAAUGGGAUUCUGCUAUGCAAACUAGUGAAUAUCUCAUUCCCGCACGCGAUUGAUGAGCGUGCAGUGCACAAAAAUGCGAUCAUAUUCUAUCCGAGUCAAAUGGUUGACAAUGUGCUCUUAGCACUGACCGCGGCCCAGUGUAACGGAUGUCCUGUGACGGAUUUCACCGUGGAUGACCUGACUAACAAUUCGGCGUUGUCCCGAUGCGUGAUACUUGAAGUGGUGUGGCAAAUUAUAAAAUGCGGAUUUUUCCGUGCCAUGAAUUUGCACGAGCAUCCGGAGUUGUGCAAACUGAAACAGCCCGAGGAAGAGGUGAGCGAUCUCAAAUGCAUUCCACCGGAGGAUUUGUUAAUGCGUUAUGUGAACUUCCAUCUGAAACAUGUUGGUGUGGAUAAACAAUUGAAUGAUAUUGGGAUCGAGUUGGCCGAUUGUGUAAUCUAUGCACACCUGUUGCCCUCGAUCGCUCCGGUUACCAUUCGGGGGCGACUGAUUCCACCAGGGCAGGUGUUGUUGGAUGAUAAUAUUGCGAAUCGAGCCAAAGCGGUGUUGCAAAAUUUGCGUGAAAUGGAGGCAGAUAUGUUUUUGUGUUUGAACGACUUUACCGAAAGCCAAGUACAUUUAGAAUCCCGCGCGCGGCUGCAUUUGGCAACAAUCGCCUAUUUGUUCUCCAAGUUCCCGGGUGAGUUAGUCAAUCCGCGUCGUGCGAAUGAACCACGUACCAGUGAGCCGGUGAGUGAGUUGAGCAGUCGAGAUUUUGUCAACUCCAUGGCUGUCAAUCCGUUCGCCACACAUGUGUGCUACAACCUUCGGGAUGGACUGAUGAGUCGUCAGUUAUUCGAGGUGCUUCGUGCUGGGUACACAAAAGGACUGAAGUUUAUCGUGGAGUUUGACAAAAUUCGACGUAUUGCACAGUUUAUCUACAACAACACAAAUAUAGUUCGUUUAGUUCAAGGAUAUCCGCUACCACUUCCUCAUUUGGAUGCUGAAAAAUUGUCCCGUACAGAUGAACCGUGUUGUUUGAGUAUGUUGCUGGAAAUUUUACGCGCCUACAUAACUCUUGAUCACUAUGAUGAGGUGGAAUUGCUACGAUGGACGAACGAACAACUGUAUCGAGCCGGUCGAUCUGUGGAAUUGCGCAGUUUCAAUGAUCGUGUGAUUGCCGAGGAGAAUCUGUUCGCGGUGGUGUUGAAUAAUCUGACUAAUGGAAUGGCUGAUAGCCGACAUUUGACAUCAAAAAAACUGGACAACGCGGCCUAUUCAAUCUCAGUCGCACACAAAGCCGGCUAUCCGGUCUAUACGAAACCGGAACAUUUUGUCUCCUGUAAUGGAGCAUUUGUUUCUCUCGCUUUUGCCACGCUCCGUUGGCAUGCACCUCGCCACUGA
Messenger RNA from Echinostoma caproni, 1488 nucleotides. Lineage: Eukaryota; Metazoa; Platyhelminthes; Trematoda; Plagiorchiida; Echinostomatidae. The record is from the annotation of a GenBank genome assembly.